This is a messenger RNA of Nymphalis io (European peacock), 2763 nucleotides long. Its product is annotated as protein draper-like. Gene Ontology annotation, molecular function: peptidase inhibitor activity. NCBI's taxonomy places the organism in Eukaryota, Metazoa, Arthropoda, Insecta, Lepidoptera, Nymphalidae. The transcript has 12 exons. The coding region runs from base 124 to 1485 and encodes 453 amino acids. The record is from RefSeq and is a predicted model, not a curated record.
GGAAUUAUAAGCAAAGCAGGAUCAGUAGUGACCAGGCCGCGACGAGAGGUGGUCGCACGACCGGUAUAGGAUUAAAUUAUUUUAUAGUUUUUUGUGUCGUGAUUAAUUUAAGGACUUUGUGAAAUGAAGUGGGUGGUGAUAGCCAGCUUUAUCGUGUGUUUGGCGACGUUAAGUAAAGGAAGUGCACUAAGAAGCACGCCAGAAUCAAAAGAUGCAGCGUCAUUAAAAUAUAAUGCAGAAAGAGAUUUAACAGAAAUCUCAAGUGCAGUUAGACAUGUACGCGGGACGAGGGGAGAGGAGUGCCUCGCUGGAAGUCAGUGGGAGAGUAAUUGCCACAAAUGUACUUGUACAGAAAACGGGCGAGCAGAAUGUCAUCGAAUGGAAACAUGUAAAAGAACGCAUGAGGUAAAAAAAUUAUCUGACGGCGUAGAAUGUUUGCCGCGAUCGAGUUGGAAGAGCAAGUGUAACAGUUGCUUCUGUUCUGAAGAUGGACAUCCCGCAUGCACUGAUAUGGCUUGUCCUGGACAAGAGGAUGAACCUGAAGUGACUUGUGCUCCCGACACGACAUGGAAAAUCGAAUGCAACACUUGUACUUGUUCACCAGAGGGAUACGCUAUGUGCACAAAGAUGGGCUGUGGGUUGUUCAUAGUGUCCGAUUUCAAUCCUAUCAAUGACCAAAAUGAGCAAGACAAAUCUGAACAGGUGUUAAGGUCAUCAUCGAGUAAUAAAUCCGUGGUAUGUGCCGCUAAUCGAAUGUUCGUCAAAGAUUGUAAUACUUGUUGGUGCAAUGAAGACGGCACCAGUUAUUUUUGUACAAGAAAAGUUUGCAUAGCCGAAUUGCCUGAUGAUGUGAAUGAAGAAAAGCCAGAGAAUCUACAGGAAAUCAAACGUAAAUGUAGACCCGAUGAGGUGUUUGAGCUAGACUGUAACACAUGCAGAUGUUCACAAGAUGGAACAUCAUUUUCUUGCACUAGGAAGGCGUGUGUGCCUGAAGAAAAGGGCAAGAACGUGUCCUUGAACAGAAGAAUCAGAGCCAGUUCGCAGGGGACGCCGAAGGCUUGCCAACCAGGUCAAGAGUUCAGGAUGGACUGCAACAAGUGCCUCUGUAACAACGAGGGCCAGGACUACUCCUGCACACGUAUUGACUGUGCGGCUUUAAACAGCAACGGCAAUGCUGGUGUCAGAACUAAGAGAGAGGUGACAACACAAGUAAAGUCAGAAUGCGAGCCUGGAAGUGUAUUUAAUCAAGGCUGCAAUCCGUGUCGUUGCACAGACGAUGGAAAUCAUGCGACCUGCGCAUUGAAACGAUGCAACGAAAACGCCAAUGAAAAUGAUAAGAAUUUGCCGGAAUCUGAUCCCAGUUUCCGUUGCAACCCCGGCGAGCAGUACAAACGGGACUGCAAUGACUGCACUUGUUCAGCUGAUGGCAAAAGCAUUUUCUGCACACUUCGAUUCUGUGACCAGGACUUAACGCCUACAAUAUAAUCGUAAAUAAUCAUCCGAAACCGUCUUUACUUUCCCAACAGCUAUAAUAGUACAUAAUAAAUUUUAGCCUUACAAAAAUAUACGGUUAAAAUUUUCAUUACAAGCGAUCCAUUACAGUAUUUAAAUGAUAAAAAAUUAAUAAAUUUAAUUCUGAUCAAUAAAGUUAUAAAUUUUAUUGUAUUUUGAUUUCUGAAUUUUCUUUUAUAAGGACUCUGUUAAAUCCUGAAUUUCAUUAGUGUUAAGUUUUAACACAAUUUUGAUGUUCUGUGAUUUAGAUGAGCUCGGUAAAGUUUUUGAAACGAAUCAAAGUGAUCUUAGGACUUAUGAUCAUUAACGGCUUUUAAAUGUUGCUUAGGCGGUGAUAAGUUAAACGAUGCUGUUUCUUCUCUCGAAUUUAAAAUGAUAGAUGAUAGAAAGAGAAAUAAAUGUUUGACUUAACCGCUAAAAAAGUUAUAAAUAAGGCCGUAAAGUUUUAAAGUAUUUAAUUCGUUCACUUAAUUUAGUUUUUAUAAGUAUGUUUUCUUAUAUUAUUUGAUAAGUUCAGCUAUUUUUGUAUUUUGCAUUUCGGUAAACAAAUAAAUUUAAUCUAAUUGACAUCAUUAAAUCGUUUCGUAGUGUCAGCUGGACCUGUUUCUCCUUCAUUGUAUUAUUUUUCCAAGUGUGAUUAUUAUUAUAGUUCUCAUGCGAUCACAAUUAAAAAAACAUUAAUUAUUAACACGUUAUCUGCGCAGAUCCGUGAGUGCAAAACUGAUUUUAAAUAAAACUAAACAUUUUUAUAAUAACACUCUUUUAUCUGAGUAAGAUUUAAAUGACUUUAAAUUUCAUCAAUAAUUUUUAUUUCAUCAGUAACUGAUAUUCGCGUAUUUUACUGUCUCUUCAAUUUCAUGGUAAUCGUACAACGAAAACGGUAGACAAUCUUUUCACUAUAACAUAAAUCACACUUUUCAAGUAGGAUUUUAACAAUGAUUACACUGUAUUUUUCGUAAUCACAGAUUUAGAUAUUUGACAUCUUCAACUGCGACCAUUCUGUUUUAAAUUAUAUUGACACAAAUGUAGGUAAUAUAUAAUUACUUCUUCCGAGGUUUCCAUAGCAACCAAUAUUUUUAAAUACAAACCAACUCUAGUAUUGUGAGCGUAAUAAUUUCUUGGUUAUUUAUCGUAGGUAGCGAAUUAUUUUCGGCUUAAAGUAGCUUUUAUACUUUAACGUACUCAUGUAUUAGACAAUAUACAUUAUAUGUGUGAAUUUAAUCACGAAACGAAUAAAGAGUUUUGAUUUUA